UGUAGGUAAAAUGAAAAGACAUCGAGGUAAAAGACGGCGGAAAGGAAAGCGAGGAUGUUCGAAAUCCGAUCGAGAAGUGUUCAAUACCAAUCUCAUCAGUGAAUUUGCGGCCGAAUAUUACCGAGGAUCACCGAGACCCACUCAGGUGACUUCUAUGUCAUCAGGUCAAAAUAAAUCUUCCCAGAAUGCAACACGGAAGCGUAUUGUAGAAUGGAAGUUUUCACAACUGGACCGCAACAAAGACAACGUGCUGAAAUCCGGCGAGGUGAGGUCUCUAAAACGUUUGGUCAAGAAACUGGUGAAACCCCGACGCUGUGCCAAAAGCUUCAUUGACUACUGUGAUACAGACCAAGACAAGAGAAUUGUCAGCAAAGAGUGGACAUUUUGCUUAGGCCUUAAUCACAGCAUGGGUCAAACCCCAACCCUAGAUGGCACAG
Messenger RNA from Octopus sinensis (East Asian common octopus), 437 nucleotides. RefSeq names its product SPARC-related modular calcium-binding protein 1. The annotation marks the transcript as partial. NCBI's taxonomy places the organism in Eukaryota, Metazoa, Mollusca, Cephalopoda, Octopoda, Octopodidae. Gene Ontology annotation, cellular component: basement membrane. The record is from RefSeq and is a predicted model, not a curated record. Gene Ontology annotation, biological process: extracellular matrix organization. The transcript has 4 exons. Gene Ontology annotation, molecular function: extracellular matrix binding; calcium ion binding; heparin binding.